Molecule: messenger RNA, 630 nt
Organism: Seminavis robusta
Lineage: Eukaryota; Bacillariophyta; Bacillariophyceae; Naviculales; Naviculaceae
Source: the annotation of a GenBank genome assembly
AUGAUCCGUCUGUUUCAGCUGCUACUGGCACUGCUGAUUGCUACUGCUGCCACGGCAUUUGAUUUUGACAAGUGCAGUGCCUGCAUCGGCAAGGGGUGUUGGUAUUGCAACCGUGUGGGCAAGACCACCAGUUACGAAUCAGGCGCUUGUACCUGCGAUUUGGACGCAUACAGGUAUGGCGAUAUUUGCAACGAUAUCAGUAUGAUCACCAGUGGUGAAACGUACGGACGACAAAAGUACUAUUACGGAAACAACAACAACAACAACAACAACAACAAUGGGAACAAUAAUGCCAACAACUAUUACUAUGGCAACAAUAAUGGAGGUUACGGAUACGAAGAUGAAGAUUCGGAACACUACAAUGCUUGGCUCUCGGGAGGGGUCGACCAUCAAAAGGUUUCCAACCACUUUGGAUGCUAUCUCUAUGGCGAACCGGAAAAGACAACUACAGCCAUGUAUGUGGUAGGAGGAAUCAUUGGUGCGACCAUUUUGGGAUGCCUGCUCCACUGGUAUUGCGUUCAUCGUGAGAAACCACCGAGGCCCUACCGCAAGAAGAAAGAUCUGCUCCUCCAGGUACCACCACCGGUACCCAAGACCGCAGUUGCCACAGAGCCAGGUUGCAUUCUAUAA